CGCUGUGAUUCAUUCCUUAUCCGUUGUCUGUCUCCCUAGGAUCCCAUAUCGAGCUCCGUGCCUGCGUGCGCGGGCACGUGUCGGAGAGCCUCACACGCGGCGCCCAGCGCGACGCCCGCCGCCGCGUCAUCCUCUGAGAUUGGCAUCGUUAUUGUCCGCCUGACCGCCUCGCGCAGUCGCGCCACGGCGCUCCUCCCACCCAGCAGCGACCAGAAAGCUCGCGCGACACCGGCCGAUAGCUAGCUGGGAUCAGAAGACAUUGUUUGGUGCGCCAUGGCGUCCAUGCAGAGGAGCCGCGAGGAGCACGCGCGGUCCGCGGCGCAGAAGGCGGCCGACGAGCUCGCCGCGUCGAGGCGGGAGCGGGAGCGGGAACAGGUCCACGAGGCGGCGCCCGUCAGCCCCCGCGGCGGCGGCGGCGGCAUCCUGAGCAGCGUGCAGGAGAGCGCGCGGUCCGUCAUGGGCGCCGUCCGCAGCACCUUCUCCGGCGGCGGCGCCGGGCACGAUGACAGCAGUGCUACCGCCGACGCGGCGGCGGGCAAGGCGGCGGCGGCGAUGGAGAGCGCCAAGGAGUACGCGGCGGACAAGAAGGAGGGUAUGCGGCGGGCGCUCGCCGGCGACGCCGUGGGGAAGAAGGGCGAGACGGACGAGUCGGCGUGGCAGCAGGGGCAGGACGUGCGGCGGCGCGCGGCGGAGAAGGCCAAGGAGGAGGAGGCGCGCACGCACGAGCCGUCCGAGGCGGAGAAGGGCCGGGCGGCGACGGAGAACAUCUACGGGAAGGCGAGGGGCGCGAUGGGCGCGUUCGGGGAGAAGAUGGUGAUGCCGACGGACGUGGUGGAGCGGAAGCGGGCCGAGGCCGCCGGCGGCGGCGGCGGCAGGGAGGCGGCGGCGCCGACUGCGGGGACCGGGGGCGACGAUGAGUCCGCCUCCGAAGAGGACGUGAUGCUGCGGGUGAAGGCGGCGGACCAUAUGUCGGGGCAGGCGCUCAACGACGUCGGCGCCAUGGGCGAAGAGGGCACCGGCAUGCCACGGCGGCGCUAGGCCGGCCGCUAGCUUGUUCUUGGAGCAGAAGUGCAGGGCGGCCCGGGUGUGGUGUUUUGAACUUCUCCACGUACCAAAAUCUUGUGUGCGAGGCGAGGUAGUACACUAGUACUUCGAACAAUAAUAUACGAGCGAGUCGCCUCUGUUUAUAUAGCAUCAUACAGAACACAAGCUUGUGAUCGUACACAACACAUGGUUUUCCAUUUC
This is a messenger RNA of Setaria italica (foxtail millet), 1245 nucleotides long. Its product is annotated as late embryogenesis abundant protein ECP63. The record is from RefSeq and is a predicted model, not a curated record. Lineage: Eukaryota; Viridiplantae; Streptophyta; Magnoliopsida; Poales; Poaceae.